AUGAAUGGCGAUGACUUUGCCCGCCUAGUUUCGUCUGCCAACCCGGCUGCACGCCAAUACCAGCCUGCUAAUGGCGGCUACCCUCCCUCACACUCACCGCAGCAGCUUGACCCAUUCUUUGAUGAUGAAGACGACAUGCCCGACAGUGCAUUUGGACGGCCGAUACCAAUGCAGAGUACCGAGUCGCAUCUACCGCUACGGAACACUGCUGCUGCACCCGCUGGUCACUCAAAGGUGACUCUUCCUGGCUCUGGACGGCCGCAGGGUUGGAAUUUCGAUGACGAUAUUCCCAUCGAACAGCCAUUUAGUGGUUCCGAAUCAUUUCCAGGUGUAAAGCAGAAACCGGGCGAUAGUCAACCGAAACCAAAACGACGACGAAAGUGGAAGUGGCCGUGGGCGAAGGACAAUACGGAUCUGAAGGGCGAACGUGUUGUCGCACUGAACGACUUCGCAAAUGUGCAUAACAGCGAGUUCUGCACGAACUAUGUUAGCACGAGCAAGUACAAUGCCGUUACGUUUGUGCCAAAGUUCUUGGCAGAACAGUUCAGCAAAUAUGCGAACUUGUUCUUCCUCUUCACCGCCUGCAUUCAGCAGAUACCUGGCGUCUCGCCUACGAACCAAUACACGACAAUCGCACCCCUCGCCGUUGUCUUGCUUGCUUCUGCAUUCAAGGAGACUCAGGAAGAUAUGAAACGUCAUCAGAGCGACAAGGAACUCAACUCACGACGUGCCAAGGUACUUCGCGCUGACGGGUCAUUCGAGCAGCGGAAGUGGAAGAACAUUCGUGUCGGCGAGGUUGUCCGUCUCGAGUCCGAUGACUUCAUCCCGGCGGAUGUUAUCUUGCUGUCGAGUUCCGAGCCUGAAGGCCUUUGCUACAUCGAGACAUCAAAUCUUGAUGGAGAGACCAAUCUCAAAAUUAAGCAAGCGAGUCCCCUAACCGCCCAGAUGACCUCGCCGCCCUUAGUCACUUCACUGCGUGGCUCGCUCCGUAGUGAACAGCCCAAUAACUCCCUGUACACCUACGAAGGCACACUCGACUUGGUAUCUGAACAAGGUAUCCCGAAGCAAGUUCCACUUGGGCCUGAUCAGAUUCUACUUCGAGGCGCUCAGUUACGCAAUACACCCUGGGCAUAUGGACUUGUCGUCUUUACCGGCCAUGAAACAAAACUUAUGCGUAAUGCAACCGCUGCUCCUAUAAAGCGGACAGCUGUAGAACGUCAAGUUAACAUAAACAUUAUUCUUCUCUUCAUUUUGCUGCUAGCGUUGUCGAUUGGGAGCACGAUUGGAAGUAGUAUUCGAACGUGGUUCUUCUCCAGCGCUCAGUGGUACCUGCUUGAAGGAAACACAAUAUCUGACAGAGCGAAAGGCUUUAUUGAAGAUAUUUUAACAUUUAUUAUUCUUUAUAACAACCUAAUUCCUAUAUCGCUUAUCGUGACCAUGGAAGUGGUCAAGUUCCAGCAAGCGCAGCUGAUUAACUCGGACCUCGACAUGUAUUAUCCUGUCACGGAUACGCCGGCGUUGUGUCGUACCUCAUCGCUUGUUGAGGAGCUUGGGCAGAUUGAAUACGUAUUCUCCGACAAAACUGGCACGCUCACGCGUAACGAGAUGGAGUUCCGCUGUUGUUCUAUCGCCGGAGUCCCGUACUCAGACUCAGUCGAUGAUGCCAAGCGCAGUGAUUCAGAUGAAGAAGGCAAGGAGGGCUGGCGCUCCUUUGACGAACUUCGCGCCGUUCUUCGUUCUAGUGGUGCAGGCAACCCGUUUAUUAACGCGGACGAGACAGCCGAUAGCGCGCGGGACGCGCAAGUUACGAAGGAGUUUCUUCGGCUGCUUGCAGUUUGCCACACAGUUAUUCCAGAAGUGAAAGAAGGAGGAAAGUUGGUAUAUCAAGCAAGCAGUCCAGAUGAGGCGGCAUUGGUCGCAGGUGCUGAAGUCCUUGGUUACCAAUUUCAUACUCGUAAACCUAGAUCGGUUUUCGUCAACAUUGAUGUCGUGUCUCGGGAGUUCGAGAUCUUGAACGUCUGUGAAUUCAACUCAACUCGGAAGCGCAUGUCUACGAUUGUCCGUACACCAGAAGGCCAGAUCAAACUGUAUUGCAAGGGUGCAGACACUGUAAUUCUUGAGCGACUGGGCAAGAAUCAACCAUAUGUCGAGAAAACGCUUUCUCAUCUAGAGGACUACGCAACGGAAGGGCUGCGCACACUUUGCAUCUCGUCAAGGGACAUCUCCGAAGCAGAGUAUCGCGAGUGGUCAAAAAUAUAUGAUCAAGCGGCGGCAACAAUAAACGGUCGUGGGGAAGCUCUGGAUGCAGCAGCAGAAAUCAUCGAGAAAGACCUUUUCUUGCUUGGCGCGACUGCCAUUGAGGACAAGCUGCAGGAAGGCGUUCCUGACACAAUCCACACAUUGCAGAUGGCCGGUAUCAAGGUUUGGGUGCUUACAGGGGACCGACAAGAGACCGCAAUUAACAUCGGUCUGAGUUGCCGUCUGAUCUCUGAAUCGAUGAACUUGGUGAUUGUAAAUGAGGAAUCCGCACUUGCAACGAAGGAAUUCUUGUCUAAACGGCUGAGUGCUAUCUCAAAUCAGCGGAAGUCGGGCGAACUUGAGGAUCUAGCUCUCGUCAUUGACGGCAAAAGCCUUACUUUUGCACUGGAAAAGGAUCUCUCAAAGACAUUCCUAGAGCUUGCAAUUAUGUGCAAAGCCGUAAUUUGCUGUCGAGUGUCUCCGCUCCAGAAGGCGCUUGUAGUGAAGCUCGUCAAGAAGAAUCAGAAAGCUAUACUCUUAGCCAUUGGUGACGGUGCGAAUGAUGUUAGCAUGAUUCAAGCGGCUCAUGUUGGAGUGGGCAUUUCGGGUGUUGAGGGUUUGCAAGCGGCGAGAUCAUCAGAUGUUGCAAUUUCACAAUUCCGGUAUCUGAAGAAAUUGUUACUGGUGCAUGGAGCAUGGAGUUAUCGACGUCUAUCAAAGCUCAUUCUCUAUUCUUUCUAUAAGAAUAUUACUUUAUACAUGACGCAGUUUUGGUUCUCUUUCUUCAACAAUUUCUCUGGCCAGGUGUCGUUUGAAUCAUGGACCUUCUCUCUUUAUAACGUGCUCUUCACCGUACUCCCGCCCCUAGUCAUUGGUAUCUUCGAUCAGUUCGUUUCUGCACGCGUCCUGGACAGAUAUCCCCAACUCUACGUUCUUGGUCAGCAGAACACGUUUUUCACGAAGAUUGCGUUCUGGCAAUGGGUCGCGAAUGCGUUCUAUCACAGUUUGGUACUCUUUGCAUUCUCUAUCGUUCUGUUUUGGGGCGAUCUGAAGCAAAGCACGGGUCUGGAUUGUGGACUCUGGUUUUGGGGAACGACCUUGUAUCUUGCAACGUUAUUAACCGUGUUGGGAAAGGCUGGACUGGUCUCCGACAUCUGGACUAAAUACACUGCCGCGGCAAUCCCAGGAUCCUUCAUCUUCACAAUGCUUUUCCUUCCGGUCUACGCUGUCGUUACUCCUAUUAUCGGGUUUUCGCGAGAAUACGAGGGGAUCGUUCCUAGAUUAUGGACCGAUGCAGUAUUCUACUUUAUGCUUAUUCUUGUCCCCGUGGUCUGCCUUGCUCGCGAUUUCGUAUGGAAAUAUUACCGACGGACGUACAUGCCGUUGUCGUACCAUAUCGCCCAAGAGUUGCAGAAAUACAACAUCCCAGAUUAUCGACCACGACAAGAACAGUUCCAGAAGGCGAUCAAGAAAGUACGUGCGGUGCAGCGCAUGCGUCGGAAUCGCGGUUUUGCUUUCUCUCAGACAGAGGACCCCGCGAAGCAAGAUCAAGCCCGCUUGAUCCGCGCUUAUGAUACUUCCAAGUCACAUUCACGUCCAUCAGGGUACUAAACGUGCACCGCAUGUUUGUUUGACGGUCGGGUUCUUUGUUUUUAUAUGUUUAUUCGUUUGCCUUCAUUCUUUUGUUUUCUCGUUGAACGCUAUUUCUGUUUCUCGUCUCACGGACGGCAUACUCAUACCCUUCCAAUCCUUUGACUAUUCCGGAUCUUCAAUAUUCCUUGCAUCAUACAGGAUAAGACCUGAGUAAUUACGCUAUGAUUCAUCUGUGGUAGAUGUUCUCUGUAACAAGAUUAUAAAUGUUGUC
Fomitiporia mediterranea MF3/22 is the source of this 4102-nucleotide messenger RNA. RefSeq names its product calcium transporting ATPase. Bases 1 to 3849 code for a protein of 1282 amino acids. Gene Ontology annotation, molecular function: magnesium ion binding; ATP hydrolysis activity; ATP binding. The record is from RefSeq and is a predicted model, not a curated record. The transcript has 15 exons. Gene Ontology annotation, biological process: phospholipid translocation; post-Golgi vesicle-mediated transport; intracellular protein transport. Gene Ontology annotation, cellular component: plasma membrane. Lineage: Eukaryota; Fungi; Basidiomycota; Agaricomycetes; Hymenochaetales; Hymenochaetaceae.